Pantherophis guttatus is the source of this 4936-nucleotide messenger RNA. It is a transcript of the gene RTN3, whose product is annotated as reticulon 3. The record is from RefSeq and is a predicted model, not a curated record. Gene Ontology annotation, biological process: neuron differentiation; endoplasmic reticulum tubular network formation; brain development. Gene Ontology annotation, cellular component: endoplasmic reticulum membrane; postsynaptic density; neuron projection. NCBI's taxonomy places the organism in Eukaryota, Metazoa, Chordata, Lepidosauria, Squamata, Colubridae.
GUCGCCUCAGGUUGGCCAGUCGGUGCUCGUCCGUUGAGCGGAGCGGUCGUUUGGAGGAGAGCCUUCGUCGACAGUUUUUUUUUUUUUAUAUAUAUAUAUAUAUUCUAUCUAUAUUCCCACCCCCCCCGCACCCGUCGUAGGCGAAGAUGGCUGAUCCGGCCGCCCAGUCCCCGUUUAUUUCUUCUUCGGCCGGGGGUGGCUCCUCCGAGGCGGGAGGACGAGACCUGAAGGGGGCAGGUUCCCCCCAAUCUUGCGCUGAUUCCUUUGUUACUUCCUCUCAGCCUGUCUCUCUCUUUUCGACCUCACAAGCCGGAGUUUAUUUAACACAUUCCGGGAAUCAGAGGGAAGCCAACUCUGCUCUCCCCAAAGACCAACAACAGGAAGUCUUAGAAGGACCAAAACCAGGAAGCGUCCAAGGGACCAAGGAAGCUUCAAGGAUGGAGACCAUUUCGGUGGCAUCUCCUCGCCAAAUGGAAUUGCCCUUUUCAGUUGGAUCCAAAAUUCGUAGCCGCGGCCCCAUUGUGGAAGCAACUUCUCUGCGGGAAAGUGAGUUCACAGGAGCUAGUCCCCUGGAUGGUAAGACUGAUCAGAAUGGAUGCCAGUCUGAAGAAGAACGAGGGUCAAAAGGGCACUCCACAUUUGCACUGUUGGCCAGUUCGGAAGACGAAUGCGAGAAGGUUCCUUCUGAGAUUCUCCGUUCACAUUCCACCCCGUCUCCCAGCGUCACUGUGGAGCCACCCGUGGAAAAAGAUUCCCCGGAAUCUCCAUUUGAGGUCAUUGCUGACAAACUGGAAUUUGAUAAGGAAUUCAAAGAGGUUCCGACCAACAACUCCAAGGACAUUGGGAGCAACUGGGUGAUCCACAGCGAAAGGGAGCUGUUGACUGACAUUCCAGAAGAUAGCGUUUGCGAGUUCCAGAUAAAGCCCCGUAGCAGCGGGCGGCUUCCCUCAGGACCGGGGCUCUCCCGCCAGUCUUCAGGCACGACGGCGGCACUGGAGGAAGUCUCCAAAUGUGUCCGUGAACUGCACAGCUUCAACAACGAGCUGCUUAACUGGGACUUGAUUCCCAGUAAGGAUCUGGAAGACAAGACGGAUGACUUUAUCGACACGGGCUUUAAGGCCUCGUCUGCCGAAAUCGGCGGCAGUAUUCCAGAAACUGUGGUGAGCCCUAGCGAUGUGGAAACCGGCAAGGCGUCCGUGCCUCACCACCCCGUCACGAUCAGGCUCCACCCAAAAGGCAAGCCGUCUCCAAAAGUAGACAAGAAUCAAGCCACGGUGGUUGGCCAAGCCGUAACUGCGGUGAAAAGUGCUCCUCCGGAAGUCUUCCAGGUGACAGCCGAGCUGUCUUGGCCCAAUCCAUGCUUGCCUGAAACGGCCGAUGCGGAUAGCUCUGGAGAAUCUGAUGACACGGUCAUCGAAGAUGUUCCAGCUGACCUGACAUUCCCGAAUAAGGCGGCGGCUGUGAAUUGCCAGGGGUUCUCGAAACUCACCGGCUCUUCUGAAGCCGAAAUUGAAUAUAUAGAUGAGGAGGACGAAGAGGCAUCUGAUGAGCUUCAGGAAGACCAGAUGGUUCCCCAGUCCUUGGAAAGCCGUUGGCGAUUCGCCGAUGAGUUCAAAGCAAUCCAGGCUGUGGAGAGAUCGCCUCCUGCACUUCAGCCCUCCAGGGAACCAGGUCUAAGCGCACCUUCUAAAGCCAAGCAGGUGUUCGAUGCUGGAGAACUGGAGGUGCCAAGGAAGACUCCCAAGGCCGAAGACCCUUCGAGAAAGAUCACCUUGGACAGCGUCAAAGAGGUGGUGUGCCCUGACGGGCUGGGCAGUGAGAGUUUUAUGGACUUCAUGAAGGAGUGCUUAAAAUCCAAGGGGGGCGAAUCGCCCGAAGAUCCGGUCGAGAUGUUCUCGGAGGCAGAGCUGAAGGCUGCCCGUUCCCAAGGGGCCUGGCCCUACUUUCAGCAGCCGCCCCAAGUCAAGCAAGAUUUCGAACACGAGCACGUCACCAUCACAGCCCUCAAAGAAGUGGGGAGGAAAGCCGAGAUGGAGAGAUCCCCGCUCUUCUCUCCCUCCAGAGGGAGGCAUUCUGGACAGUACUGUGAGUUCCCGCCUGACGCUCCAGCAUCUGCUCCAAAGUCAGCCUUGGAGAAGAGGCCCCUCUGCCUUGAGCAGGCUGUCGAUGUGAUGCUGGUUCCCGCCAGUGUCAGUCUUGGGAAAACGUCUCAUCCGCUUCCUCCCGAGCCGCCGUCCGCACUACACGCCAUGACAAAAUUACUGGCUGAAUUCUCAGUGCGAGAUCUGGUUUUCUGGAGGGAUGUCAAGAAGACCGCCGCCGUCUUCAGCACCACCCUGAUCCUGCUGCUCUCCCUGGCCGCCUUUAGCGUCAUCAGCGUCGUCUCGUACCUCAUCCUGGCCCUGCUGUCUGUCACCAUCUGCUUCCGGGUCUACAAGUCCGUCAUCCAAGCUGUGCAAAAAUCCGAAGAAGGCCAUCCCUUCAAAGCCUAUCUAGACAUGGACGUCACCCUCUCUUCCGACACCUUCCAUCACUACGUCAGCUCCGCCCUGGUCCAUGUCAAUCACAUCCUGAAAGCCAUCCUGCGCCUGUUCCUGGUGGAAGAUUUGGUCGAUUCACUGAAGCUCGCAGUCGUCAUGUGGCUGAUGACGUACGUCGGGGCCAUUUUUAAUGGGAUCACCCUUCUCAUCCUAGGGGAAUUGCUGGUUUUCAGCAUGCCGGUCGUUUAUGAGAAAUAUAAGACUCAGAUCGAUCAUUAUGUCGGGAUCUUCCGGGAUCAAGCCAAAUCCGCCGUUACAAAGAUCCAAGCGAAGCUGCCCGGCACCGUGAAGAAAAAGCCCGAAUAACCUUCGCCAGCUCACGAAGAAUACCCAGCCAUUAACGAAAUCCACACCACCACCACCAACAACAACAACAAAAAAAAAAUUACUCCCUCUUGUGUCAUGGCUAUAAUCACUGUUACUCAUAUCUUAUGAAGGAACUUGCCAAGUCAGCUUGAUGUCUGCGUUCCAAGCUUACUGAUUGUGUUUUAUUAUUAUUAUUAUAAUAUUGUUAUUAUUAUUAUUAUUAUUAUCACCACCACCCCUUUCCCUUCCCCCUCCCCCAAAAAGCCGAAACACUGAGCUUUCAGAGAUGCACUGGAAUAAUCAUGAAACUGGUUUAUCGGGUAGUUUAAAAAAAAAAAAAAAAAAAAACUUGAGAAAAAGGAGGGGAGGUGCUUUAAAAGGAGUCCUCCCCCACACUCCCCCCGUGUAAGUGGGGAGGAUGGGGGGGGCGAUGCUUGGAGAAAAACACCCCACCCACCAACACUCCUCAAAAGUCAAAAAGGCCGCAGUGUCCUCAGUUUCCCCAAGCGGUGAGGACCCCCCCCCCCUUCUCCUUCCCUCCAAUCCCCCUCGGAUGAAAGGAUUGCCAACCAACCCAAGUAUUUCCCUCCCCACUUCGCUUGCCCUCCUUCCUUAGUGAAAUGGGGGGGGGGGGGUUUCCCAACUUCGGGGUGGGGGACAGGACGGACCGAGGAAUCUGCUGCAACCAGGUUUGCAGCUUCCUUACCUCCCCUUCCUCUCCCCCACCCCAUCGGAAUAAGACGCUCCUAAUUUAGGAAGCUCUGGGCAGCCUUUUUUUUCUCCCCCCCCCCCCCCCCCCCCCAAUUUCUCUUCUCCCUGAAAAUAGAAAUAUUCUGCAUCCCCCCCUCCCCAUUGUGGCUUCGCUCCCUCUCCUUUUCUUGCAAGCUCAUCCUUCUCCUUCCCUCCCUGCCCGAAUUCUGUAUUUUUAUUUUAUUUUAUUUUCCCUGCGUGAUCCCGAACUGAAAAAGUCUGCAACUGCUGUAACAAAUGGCUGUCCUUAAAAAAGAAAAUAAUAAUAAUUCAACACCCCCCCCCUCCCACCGCCUCUUUCCCUCCUUUCUCAUACCAUUUUAGCCUCAAAAAACUUAAGGCAAGGAAUUCCCUCCCUCUUCCUUCUGAGCCCCUCCCUCAUUUCUCUCCCCCCCCCUUUCUCGUACUCUUGCUUCCAAUUCAGGGAAGAGCAGAGUUGGGAGAGCAAAGAGGCUAGUCCUCAUGGAGGGGCUAGUCCUUUUGGGCGGAGGGAGGAAAUUCCCAGGGAUUUCCCUUCCCUUCCUGCGAAGUGGAAACGCCCCCAGAAAGAAAUAGGAAACUGAAUAGGAAAAGAUUGCCUUCCCCACCCCACCCGAGGCUGCCUCGGUUUCCUUCCCCUUCUCACAUCUCACCCACCCUUCCUUUGCAAGCUGGUUGUUGUUUAAAAUUGAGGGGGGAGAUGGGGGCCACAGACUCAGGGAAGGGAGACCCUCAAGCACGUCAGCCCCAAAAUCUUGGCUCGGGGAAGAGCAUCCCGCCUGCCAUCCAUCGGAAGGCAGCUGUGCCAUAAUUUUUCCACGGGGUAGAGGGAGGGGCCGGUUAAUUCUUGGGGUGCCACUUCAGGCAGUAAUGGGGGGGGGAAUCCCAUUUUUGAGAGCUGCAUGCAUUCCCAACGUCCUUCAAUGCCAUCCUCUGUUUCCCAAGGAGACCCCCUAAGCCUCUGGCUUCUCUCCCCCUCUUCAACCCCCCCCUCCUUCCCUCCCUCCGCCUCCCCCCCCCAAAAUACCCUUUUUAAAAGCCUUUUUCUGCACCAGAUGCUUCGAACAUCUGUCACUGCUGUUGUUUGCCUACCGUGAACUGACUCCUUUUGCGCCCGGGGCAGACUCUUCUUUUCUUUUCCUUUUUUAAAAAAAAUGUACGUAGAUGGCAAAAACAAGAAUUACCCACAACGCCCUUCGCAUCCGAUGUGCUUUAUGGGACGGUGGUAUGCAGGAAACGCGAGGGCGCCUCUUGGGGGCUUGAGACUUAACAACGGUGGGUGGGAGACGGGGGGGGAGAGAAGAGGGUCUCGACUGUCCUUUUGAUGUGGUGUUGAAUAAAGGAGCACUUGGUGAUCUCGA